AUUUUCCAUUAAGUUAACUUCAUUUUUAUAGUUCCUUCAUAUUUGCUGAUCAUGGAUGAGUUAUAUGUAAAUCAUCCUUUUAAAAGUGUUUUAAAUAUUCAAAUUGUGCUUGCUUAGCACAGAAUGACUUGAAGGAUUGGAAAGACUGUGUUUGUAUCACUGGAGUCUGUAGUUUGAGGAGAGAUGAGUGAUAUCUGGGGGGAUCCAGGGAGACCCACCCUUCUGCCAAAGUUAAAUGAUACAUACCAGGACUUCUCUCAAAGGGAGAUAAAUGUGUUCAAAGAGGAUGUUGAUUUUAAUGGUGGUAACCAUGUUAAAAUGCCUGUAAUAUUACAAGGGGUCCAAGAUGACAUUCGGGUUUUACGUGAACAGAUAGCAAACAACAAAGGGGGGACAAUCAGUAUCUCAGACUUGGAGUCGGCCCUGGUGAAAACAGAGGAGGGAUUACAAGCUAAAACAGAACAGGUGAUAAGUCAGUACAACAACCAGGUGAGGACUUUACCCAACCAGGAAGCCAACCGAUUUGACAACAAUGUGGUCGCUAUUGAGACCACAUGGGACAUGCGAAGUCAGAAGAGUGCAGACCCCCGAAAGAUAUCUGCUCGUUUCUUGGGAAGAGAGAAGAUGCGGCAGCCACAAGCUUCCCGCAGUAAUGCUCUACUUCCAAAAAGACAGAGCGUCCAGAUGCCAGGGCCUACACCAGGUCAACAGGCCAAGCACAUGCUGACCUUGAGGGCUGUCCUUGACCCCCACAGUAACAUGAACAGACAGGCCCUGAAUGAUAACUUUGGGAUCCAGCUUCCUCUGAUUAACACCAAACAACACUCCCGACCUUCCUACAGCAAACCAAUCAUUGGUACUACCAUAGAACCACUGGCUGUACUCCCAAAAGCCAACAGAGUGGAUGCCCAGCUUGCACCACCUCCAAUCUCAGAGGAAGAUGCCAGAAAGGGGAUAAUGAGCUUGAUAGAGAGGGGUCUGAUUCCCCCAGCAGCUCAACUGACACUGGACCCCUCCCCCGUAAGAAACAGGAUCGCCCCCCUACAUGAGCCUCAGAUCAAACACAAACCCCCACAACCAGAGGCAGUGUCACUACUCUCUGGAGUCAAGCUUGACCCAGCUACCAUGAAAAACGAUGUCAGCAAAAUGCCAGCAGUACCACCUCACCCUAAGUCUGCCUCCAGUAGUAUCACAGAGACCCGAACACCGUCCGCUAAAACUCGGGUCACCUCGUCCUCAAUGCCUCAGGUUAAAACACCGGCAACACUGAAAACUUACGAGAUGCCAAUACAGCCUCUGGAUGCAUAUUAUGGGCCAGACCAAAAGGAGCCCCCACCCACUACCCCGGCCAGUGGGGACUUUAAACAGCUGUCCCACAGGUUUGCUAUCCAAAAUGGACGCACCAGAGAUAGCUCAUCAGAAUUCAUUGCAUUUAAGCAACACUACUGCCUUACAUGGGGAAGCAUUGUUACUAUGAUCAAACAUAUAGAGAAGAUGCUGAUAAGCUACACCAUUCCAGUGGCCUUUGUCAAUGGAGACAGGUUAGCUGACCUGGCUAUGGAGUUUGAGUUGGAGAAGCCGCCCAGUAUAGAUGAUAUGUUAAGUGUCAUCAUCAACAGGGAGGAUGUAGAAGCCUUGAUAGGGAGACCUGGUCGCAGAUUCAAGGGUCCUCGAGGGAAGGAUGUCGCUGCUACGAGGAUCCAGUCGUCCUGGAGAAUGUUCCGAGAUCGGUCCGAGUAUCUGGAUUACAGGAAGAGGAAGUGGGCCUCGGGUGUCAUAGCAAUAUCCUGGAUAAUGCAUGUCAAGAUGUCAAAGGUCAAGAUCAAACUUAAGGAGUCAAGAGAGGAACAUCUAGAAAACUUUAGAAGAAGAGCAAGGAAACUUGCCAUGUCCUGGGAUAGAAUUAAACAACACCGUAGGACUGUUAUACACAUUCCUUCAUUAGGCCUUUCUCAGGAUAUAAGAGACAGUAUUAACGAGUUUGGAAUCAGACAAAACACCCAGAUGGCUCGACUUUGUGAUAUCAGAGAUCCGAACGUGGAUGUGAUUUUUGUGUCCCCUGUGCCCCUGAGUGAGGAGACCUUACAGUAUUACUCUAAGCUCCUGGGACUGAAGUCUGCAGUGGAGUCAGGUGUUGUGGAGGAUCAGUGUGACAUGGGCGAGAAAUACAAAAUCAUCGUCCCAGAGGCCAUCAAAAGCUUCCCUGCCCACAGAAUGUGUUUGUCCUCCAUUCUGAAGUACAGCCCUCGGACACUGAAGCGUAUCCAACACUUGAUCAAGGGCUGUGAUGCUUACAUAGUGACCGGGGUACCACACAAGGAUGACCUGGCCAUUGCUGACUACCUGGAUGUCCCCAUCCUCUCCCCCGAGCCUGAGGUGGCACAUCUCUACUCCACAAAGUCAGGCUGUAAGAGGAUAUUUGCCAGUGCUAAUGUGGAGGUCCCACCUAGUGAAUUUGAUGUUUACAGUAUUGGUCAACUACAUGAGUGUCUAGCUCAGUUAGUGACAGAGAACUUGACAGUGAAGAGAUGGCUGUUUAAGCUGGAUGAUGGUUAUGAUGGGAGAGGGAUAGGAUACUGUGAUAUCGCUGAACACUUAGAGUGCUACCAGUGGGCUCUGAAGGAAUCACGGAGAUACGGAGAAAAGUGGAGUAAAAAGUGGGCUCAGGAAGCAGCUUACAUUAAGAUCCAUGCAGAAAUCCCUGAUGUGUUGGCUAAGCAUGCUAGACCUGUACAUUCAGAACUUUAUGAAGAUUGGUCCAAGUUCUUGGAUGCAUUCCUAAGUCAAGGAGGAGUAAUUGAGGCCACCCCUCCCUCAGACAGCAUCACUACUCUGACUGUAGACUUGUUGAUUGAACCCACGGGACGGGCCAAUGUCAUAUGUAUGGGGGAUCAGAUUCAUGCGGAGACCCCCUUCUCCUGCUGGGGGGUGUCUAUGCCCCAGUCCUCAGUGGAACCAGAUGUCCUCAAUGCUUCAUGCAAAAAAGUAGCAGAGGCCUGCAAGUCAAGAGGCAUCAUUGGUUAUCUGUCAGUCGAUUUUGUCACAUUUAUUGAUCCCAAAUCUAAUGAUCAGAAGUUAUGGGCCUUGGAUCUCAGUCUCCACUAUAGUGAUAGCUUAGCAAUGUUCCAGCUGAUGUCUUACGUCAGUAAUGGCAAACUAGACUUAAGUACUCAUACCUUCAAUGUACCGCCACCCAAACAAGAACAGAAGAAGCGACGUCGUAGAUUGGCAGGUCAGGAAGAUGAACAGCCACCCAACACGAGUCGAUACGCCGUGAUGAGCACGAGACUUCUCCACACAAAUCUGGCUGUGGUGCACUACAGUGUAUUCUUCCAGAUGUGCCGAGCACAUGGCAUUGGAUAUGAUAUCAAGGAAAAACAAGGCACAGUAUUUACCCUCUUAGAUAGUUUCAACAGAGAGAAUUUGGGAAUGCUAACACUUGGUGAUAAUUUACAAGGAGCACUUGCCACAUUUGCCAGAAAUAUGUCCAUCAUCCACCAAGAAAUAUCGGCACCCAACAUGCAGGGAGAGACUAAUUUCAAGCUUGCAAUCAAAGACAUUGAGAGCAUCCUAGGAACAACUGUAGAAAAUGCUGAAGAUUCUGAUGUAGCCUAAUUUAACAGUCAACUAAAACAGCCAAAAUGGUUUGCUGCUCUGAGGGACACUGCUCAAUAUUUCAUACUAGCAUUUAUAAGGAAAAUGUUUAACUAUAAACUGAACGAUGCAAUCAAGUCUGUUUCUGGUACAGACUUUGUAUAAAGUGUAUAUUAAUUAUUAUUCUAUAUGUGUGUAUGUAUAAUGUAUGUAAUACUUUUGUUGAAAUGGUCAACAGGAGAAACAGCUCACCUUUAUAAUUCUGUGAAUUGUGUAUGUUAUUCAUGAAUUGCAUACUGCAAAUGAAUACAAGAGCAAAUAAUUAUGAAUACAACUAUUUAUGAUAAAUAUGUGUACCUUAAAUAUAAUUUAUGCUGAAUUGUUGUCAGCCCUUUAUAACAUCCUUACUUGUGCUGCAAACACCAUGAAAUGAUACAAUCAUGGAAAUUAUUAAUACAGGUGUAUAUAAGUAUUUUAUUUUGUCCUACCUGUGUCCCUCUUUGAUCUUUCAAUCUGUCCAUCAUCUGGUGCUGUUAACUCUAGGUUUCUUGUAGGACAGAUGUUUUCUGUCAUGUCGAGAUUUUCCUGUUUUUAAUGCAUUUGAGGAAUUUUGUCUCUGUCUGGCCAUUGGUGUCAGGACAUAUUUCUAUGUUUUGUAAAUGUUGCAAUAACUUUUACUAAGUCUGUGAUAUUUUUGUUCAAUAUUUUGUUUUUAUGUGUUUGUCUUACAGAAAGUACAUGCAGGGUUCAACAAUUUAUUUCAACUUAUAAAUACUGCUGGCAUAAUUUUAAAAUGUAAUUAAUGAAUUUUACUGAGAAUUUAUGGCCUGAGAUGAUCUUAAAGUAUGUGAAAAAUAUUAGCAUUUAAUUUUUUUUAUACAUGUAUUGAUGCACAUAAAUUAUUGAAUUAUGUAAUAAUUAAGCACUGAUUUGAAACAAGAAUUUGAAUGAAGUUGAAAGCUUGUGUCCAAUUAUUGACUAUAUUGUUAAAUGUUUAUU
This is a messenger RNA of Saccostrea cuccullata (small rock oyster), 4593 nucleotides long. RefSeq names its product IQ domain-containing protein H-like. The record is from RefSeq and is a predicted model, not a curated record. Bases 184 to 3615 code for a protein of 1143 amino acids. Lineage: Eukaryota; Metazoa; Mollusca; Bivalvia; Ostreida; Ostreidae. Gene Ontology annotation, molecular function: protein binding. The transcript is spliced from 22 exons.